Molecule: messenger RNA, 2937 nt
Organism: Periophthalmus magnuspinnatus
Lineage: Eukaryota; Metazoa; Chordata; Actinopteri; Gobiiformes; Gobiidae
Product: glycerol kinase-like
Exons: 20
Coding region: 125-1747 (540 amino acids)
Biological process (GO): glycerol metabolic process; triglyceride metabolic process; glycerol-3-phosphate biosynthetic process
Cellular component (GO): mitochondrion
Molecular function (GO): glycerol kinase activity
Source: RefSeq, a predicted model, not a curated record
CAGCGCGGCGCGAGGGACAAUCCCACCAACACCACCGCACUGUCCACUGUCCCGUGUCCUUUCUCUUGUCCAGGCACAGAAAGCGCUUUGUUCGGACCCGUUUCAAGGGGACUACCGCGGGACUAUGGAGCCGUUAGUGGCCGCCAUUGACCAGGGCACGAGCUCGACCCGGUUCCUGGUGUUCAAUGCACGCACAGCAGAAGUGGUCAGUCACCACCAGGUGGAGAUCUCCCAGAGCUUCCCCAAAGAAGGCUGGGUGGAGGCGGACCCAAAAGAGAUCAUGCAGUCUGUGUACCAGGUGAUGGAGAGAACCUGGGAGAAGCUCCACCAGCUCAGAGUGGACAUCUCCAGAAUCAAAGCCAUCGGAGUGACCAACCAGAGAGAGACCACCCUGGUGUGGGACAGGGAGACCGGAGAGCCCCUCUACAACGCCAUUGUGUGGUUGGACUUGCGCACUCAGUCCACAGUGGAGAGACUCAUCAGCAAAGCUCCAGGACGAAACAAGAACCAUCUCAAGCAUAAGACAGGCCUGCCCAUCAGCACAUACUUCAGUGCGGUCAAACUGCGCUGGCUGCUGGACAACGUGGACGAGGUGAAGCAGGCGGUGGUCAGCGGCAGAGCCAUGUUCGGGACUGUGGACUCCUGGAUAAUCUGGUGUCUGACCGGAGGCAGAAAUGGAGGGGUCCACUGCACAGACGUGACCAAUGCCAGCCGCACCAUGCUUUUCAACAUCCACUCUCUCAGCUGGGAUAACGAGCUCUGCAGGUACUUUGACGUCCCCAUGGAAAUACUUCCCAGAGUCCGGAGCUCAUCGGAGAUCUACGGCUACAUGAGCGCUGGGCCUCUGGCUGGAGUGCCCAUCUCAGGGUGUCUGGGAGACCAGUCUGCGGCAUUGGUGGGUCAGAUGUGCUUCAGCAAGGGCCAGGCCAAAAACACGUAUGGGACUGGAUGUUUUCUGCUGAGGAACACUGGAACUAAGCCCCUGAUGUCGGAGCACGGCCUCCUUACCACUGUGGCCUAUAAACUGGGCAAAAACCAACCAGCACAUUAUGCUCUUGAGGGCUCUGUGGCCAUAGCAGGAGCUGUGGUGCGCUGGCUCCGGGACAACAUGGGCAUCGUGCAGUCCUCAGAUGAUAUCGAAAAGCUGGCAGCCGCUGCAGGCACUUCCUAUGGCUGUUACUUUGUACCAGCAUUUUCAGGACUCUAUGCCCCCUACUGGGAGCCCAGUGCACGAGGGAUCAUCUGUGGACUCACACAGUUCACAAACAGAAAUCACCUGGCCUUUGCAGCUCUGGAGGCCGUCUGCUUCCAGACCAGAGAGAUCGUGGACGCCAUGAACUUGGACAGUGGGGUGGAGCUGUCUCAGCUACAGGUGGACGGGGGUAUGACGUCCAACAGGCUGCUCAUGCAACUGCAGGCCGACAUCCUCUGUACAGCUGUGGUGAAACCGUCCAUGCCGGAGACCACGGCUCUGGGGGCGGCUAUGGCAGCGGGCGCAGCAGAGGGGGUGGAGGUGUGGAACCUGAGCCCAGAGCAACUGCCCCUGGUCAGUGUGGAGACGUACGAGCCGCAGAUCAACAUUGAAGAGAGUGAGUACCGCUUUGCUCGGUGGAAGAAGGCCGUGCAGAAAGCCAUGAACUGGGAGACCACAGAGCCGAGCUGCCAAGACAACGGUGUAGGAAAGAGGCUGAACGGCGCCCCCUGGGGAGUGUCUCCCAGCCCCCCCUCCUCCAGAGUGGACCACUGAGGUGAUCAGCAGAAGCAUAAUGGAAGUUAGAAUAUGAAGACUACGAUAAAUGGACCGACUUGAACCUGAAUGCUGCUCCUCCCACACACAGCUGAUGAAGAACAAAACCACAAGUGCCACCACCAACCACCAGGGGUCCUCACUUCUCAUGUAUUUCAAUAUGGACACUGAGGUUUACAUGCAGGUCUACAGAACCAAAUUACAGCCCUACUCUGAGCAUGUCAUUUUAAAAACUGCAUGUAAUCAUGGGACUACUGUAAGAAAGAUUUCACUGAACGUAAUGAUCUGAGGACUGGAUAUUUUCAACUACACAAUGAACAGUUAGGAAAAUACCAUAUUUUAUCAGGUGUUAAACCCAGCUUGCCUUUCUCUCUUAAAGGGAUACUGUGUCACUUUUCUAUUAAAUAUGAAUUAAUUUAUUGUAAUUGUGUUUUCAAAUGUAAUAUUGAAUGGACUUGCUAUGAACUUUUAUUCUAUAUGAUGGACAUCAUUUUGUAAGUUCUAACUAUUUAUUCGCAAUCCUGCCAAUUGUUUUUGAUUUGAUUUCUUUUGUAUAAUCUUGUCUACAAUUUAUCAUUUUAAAACAAAAACACAAUUUUCAGAUUUCAAAGCACAACAGACAAUAUAAAAUGUAUACUUAAGCAGAGUAAAAGUACAGCUACAUGGCAACAAGUACAGCUGCCAAAUUUGAACUUAGGAUAUAAAGUACGUAUUUUUACUACACAUUUUAGAUCAGGAUUUUAAACAAAACUUAAUUUUUUCAUCAAGCUCUAGCCAAUCAGAGCAGUGCAUUUGGACAGUUGGGACUUGGCCUGUACUCAGUAACUCUAGAUUUUAAAUGUAGCAAAUUACGAUUAUAUGGAAAUUAAACUCAACUACAAGUACAAAAAAAUCAACUCAAUUUAAGUAACAUGAGUAUUUGUAACUUUACACCUCUGAAAAAUAUAUACCGAAGGAUUAUGUCUCUUAAUUUUGUAGCAUAAAAUGUUUACACCAAAUUGACCGUAAUUUUUAAUUUUUUUUGUUUUAUUUUGGGAUUUUUAGUGUUGUACAUAGAAGUUAAUCCGAUCCUGCCUACUGUAAUUUAAAUUGAACUGUGUGGUUUCUUUGUAAAUGAUGAACGAUUGAACCGAUCCUGUGUGUUUUGGCAAGAGUCAUGUAGAUUGUAACGCCAUAAAAUUCUUGUCAAA